AUGCGGCCGCAUCCUAGCAACAGGACAGAGGUUCCCCCUGGGUUGCCUCCAUCACUCUUCGCGCAAGUUAUACAACCGCAACACUAUAAGCAACAGUCGCUCUAUGAGGCUCAUCUGGAAGGUCAGCCUUCCACGCCUAGCUACCCUUACAUCCCUUCCCAAAAUGAUAGCGCGCAGUUAGAAAAUUUAACCCGUCAGUUGGAUAGUGCCCGACAAACAGCGUCAAAUCUUUCCAAGGAAAAUGCAAAGCUUAAGAAUGAUUUCCAAAACGAGCAGAGACGGUUAUUUGCCGAUAAUGAAAAACUUAAGAGAAGCUUAGUGGAAGCACAGACUGAAAGAGAAAAUGGCCAGGAUGCGCUUGAUAAGAUGUUGAUGGAUUUGAUGACGACACAGCAGGAACUGGAAGAGAAGACUUUGAUUCUUGCACAAAAGGAAGCCGAUAACUCGUCAGCAGUUUUGAUGAAGGAGAAGGAGGAUGAAUGGCGGGAGAAGGAGCAGCACAUGAUGUCAUUGCUCGCGUCUAAAGAAAUGGCGGUUUCGCAGCUGGAAACUCAGCAACGCGAGUCCCAGCAGAUGAUGGCACAGCAAACGAUUUCCCAACAAGAGGUAGAGGAAUUACGCAUGUCACUUGCGGCGAAAGAUGAUAUGAUCUCGCACAUGCAAGCCACGCGACAUCAAUACCAAGAACUCGAAUCGAAAUAUAACGCUCUAGCACAGAAAACACAAUUGCUAAACGAGCUACUUGCAGCAAAAGACGCCAGAAACACACAAAUAAGCUCCAAAAUAACCACAUCAAAAGCAUCUCCAAAGGAUCCCUCCCAUCAAGACCCAGACAACGAAGUCAGACGAUUAAUCGAAUCGCAGGCCGCGGAGCUAGAACAAUCACGGCCUAUGCUAAACUUCUUCAAGAAGAAUAGCGAGGGUUUGUCUAGAGAGGUUAAGGACUUAGGGGCGAAGGUGAGGGAAUUGCAGGAUGAUCUGAUGAGUAAGGAUCAGGAGAUUGAGGGGUUCAAGGCGAGGGCGAGGGGGUUUGGUGACCGUGAGGGCUCUUGGGGGGGGAGAUGA
This is a messenger RNA of Venustampulla echinocandica, 1065 nucleotides long. RefSeq lists its product as uncharacterized. The coding region runs from base 1 to 1065 and encodes 354 amino acids. The transcript has a single exon. The record is from RefSeq and is a predicted model, not a curated record. Lineage: Eukaryota; Fungi; Ascomycota; Leotiomycetes; Helotiales; Pleuroascaceae.